Molecule: messenger RNA, 369 nt
Organism: Soboliphyme baturini
Lineage: Eukaryota; Metazoa; Nematoda; Enoplea; Dioctophymatida; Soboliphymatidae
Source: the annotation of a GenBank genome assembly
AUGCCCCGUGUUGUCGAGGUCAAGGUUGCGGUAAAGGAUUACGAGGCGACUGCAAGUGCCAUCUAUGAUCUCACCGAUUCCAUGGGAACCAUCUACCGGCAAGAGGACACGGUGUUCGUUGCGCCGGCCGGCGGACAGUUAUGGCUCGGUAGUGUCGAUGGCAGCGUAAGUAUUUCCGAUCUGCUGAUCGGUCGGCCUGGGUCGUGCUUCUUUUCAAAUUUGGCUACGACACAGGCGCCCUGCGGAGACCUCGUUUUUCAAAAGAACUUUGGAACAAAGCAACCAAUGGAAUCUGAAUAUUACAUCACCAGCAUAACGGAUAAGGAAUCGUUCAAAGUAUGCUUGGCUACGGCCAUAAAGUACUGUUAG